Messenger RNA from Pan troglodytes (chimpanzee), 8173 nucleotides. It is a transcript of the gene LPA, whose product is annotated as lipoprotein(a). Gene Ontology annotation, biological process: proteolysis. Lineage: Eukaryota; Metazoa; Chordata; Mammalia; Primates; Hominidae. The coding region runs from base 260 to 7930 and encodes 2556 amino acids. The transcript is spliced from 49 exons. The record is from RefSeq and is a predicted model, not a curated record. Gene Ontology annotation, molecular function: signaling receptor binding; serine-type endopeptidase activity.
GUACCUUUGGGGCUGGCCUUCUCAAGGAAGCCCAGCUCCCCGUGAUUGAGAAUGAAGUGUGCAAUCGCUAUGAGUUUCUGAAUGGAAGAGUCAAAUCCACUGAGCUCUGUGCUGGGCAUUUGGCUGGAGGCAUUGACAGUUGCAAGCUGCACCUGAGCAAAGCCAUGUGGUCCAGGAUUGCUACCAUGGUGAUGGACAGAGUUAUCGAGGCACGUACUCCACCACUGUCACAGGAAGGACCUGCCAAGCUUGGUCAUCUAUGACACCACAUCAACAUAAUAGGACCACAGAAAACUACCCAAAUGCUGGCUUGAUCAUGAACUACUGCAGGAAUCCAGAUCCUGUGGCAGCCCCUUAUUGUUAUACAACGGAUCCCAGUGUCAGGAGGGAGUACUGCAACCUGACACAAUGCUCAGACGCAGAAGGGACUGCCAUCGUGCCUCCCACUGUUACCCCAGUUCCAAGCCUAGAGGCUCUUUCCGAACAAGCACCGACUGAGCAAAGGCCUGGGGUGCAGGAGUGCUACCACGGUAAUGGACACAGUUAUCGAGGCACAUACUCCACCACUGUCACAGGAAGAACCUGCCAAGCUUGGUCAUCUAGGACACCACACUCGCAUCGUCGGACCCCAGAAUACUACCCAAAUGCUGGCUUGAUCAUGAACUACUGCAGGAAUCCAGAUCCUGUGGCAGCCCCUUAUUGUUAUACGACGGAUCCCAGUGUCAGGUGGGAGUACUGCAACCUGACACAAUGCUCAGAGGCAGAAGGGACUGCCGUCGCGCCUCCGACUGUUACCCCGGUUCCAAGCCUAGAGGCUCCUUCCGAACAAGCACCGACUGAGCAAAGGCCUGGGGUGCAGGAGUGCUACCACGGUAAUGGACACAGUUAUCGAGGCACAUACUCCACCACUGUCACAGGAAGAACCUGCCAAGCUUGGUCAUCUAGGACACCACACUCGCAUCGUCGGACCCCAGAAUACUACCCAAAUGCUGGCUUGAUCAUGAACUACUGCAGGAAUCCAGAUCCUGUGGCAGCCCCUUAUUGUUAUACGACGGAUCCCAGUGUCAGGUGGGAGUACUGCAACCUGACACAAUGCUCAGAGGCAGAAGGGACUGCCGUCGCGCCUCCGACUGUUACCCCGGUUCCAAGCCUAGAGGCUCCUUCCGAACAAGCACCGACUGAGCAAAGGCCUGGGGUGCAGGAGUGCUACCACGGUAAUGGACACAGUUAUCGAGGCACAUACUCCACCACUGUCACAGGAAGAACCUGCCAAGCUUGGUCAUCUAGGACACCACACUCGCAUCGUCGGACCCCAGAAUACUACCCAAAUGCUGGCUUGAUCAUGAACUACUGCAGGAAUCCAGAUCCUGUGGCAGCCCCUUAUUGUUAUACGACGGAUCCCAGUGUCAGGUGGGAGUACUGCAACCUGACACAAUGCUCAGAGGCAGAAGGGACUGCCGUCGCGCCUCCGACUGUUACCCCGGUUCCAAGCCUAGAGGCUCCUUCCGAACAAGCACCGACUGAGCAAAGGCCUGGGGUGCAGGAGUGCUACCACGGUAAUGGACACAGUUAUCGAGGCACAUACUCCACCACUGUCACAGGAAGAACCUGCCAAGCUUGGUCAUCUAGGACACCACACUCGCAUCGUCGGACCCCAGAAUACUACCCAAAUGCUGGCUUGAUCAUGAACUACUGCAGGAAUCCAGAUCCUGUGGCAGCCCCUUAUUGUUAUACGACGGAUCCCAGUGUCAGGUGGGAGUACUGCAACCUGACACAAUGCUCAGAGGCAGAAGGGACUGCCGUCGCGCCUCCGACUGUUACCCCGGUUCCAAGCCUAGAGGCUCCUUCCGAACAAGCACCGACUGAGCAAAGGCCUGGGGUGCAGGAGUGCUACCACGGUAAUGGACACAGUUAUCGAGGCACAUACUCCACCACUGUCACAGGAAGAACCUGCCAAGCUUGGUCAUCUAGGACACCACACUCGCAUCGUCGGACCCCAGAAUACUACCCAAAUGCUGGCUUGAUCAUGAACUACUGCAGGAAUCCAGAUCCUGUGGCAGCCCCUUAUUGUUAUACGACGGAUCCCAGUGUCAGGUGGGAGUACUGCAACCUGACACAAUGCUCAGAGGCAGAAGGGACUGCCGUCGCGCCUCCGACUGUUACCCCGGUUCCAAGCCUAGAGGCUCCUUCCGAACAAGCACCGACUGAGCAAAGGCCUGGGGUGCAGGAGUGCUACCACGGUAAUGGACACAGUUAUCGAGGCACAUACUCCACCACUGUCACAGGAAGAACCUGCCAAGCUUGGUCAUCUAGGACACCACACUCGCAUCGUCGGACCCCAGAAUACUACCCAAAUGCUGGCUUGAUCAUGAACUACUGCAGGAAUCCAGAUCCUGUGGCAGCCCCUUAUUGUUAUACGACGGAUCCCAGUGUCAGGUGGGAGUACUGCAACCUGACACAAUGCUCAGAGGCAGAAGGGACUGCCGUCGCGCCUCCGACUGUUACCCCGGUUCCAAGCCUAGAGGCUCCUUCCGAACAAGCACCGACUGAGCAAAGGCCUGGGGUGCAGGAGUGCUACCACGGUAAUGGACACAGUUAUCGAGGCACAUACUCCACCACUGUCACAGGAAGAACCUGCCAAGCUUGGUCAUCUAGGACACCACACUCGCAUCGUCGGACCCCAGAAUACUACCCAAAUGCUGGCUUGAUCAUGAACUACUGCAGGAAUCCAGAUCCUGUGGCAGCCCCUUAUUGUUAUACGACGGAUCCCAGUGUCAGGUGGGAGUACUGCAACCUGACACAAUGCUCAGAGGCAGAAGGGACUGCCGUCGCGCCUCCGACUGUUACCCCGGUUCCAAGCCUAGAGGCUCCUUCCGAACAAGCACCGACUGAGCAAAGGCCUGGGGUGCAGGAGUGCUACCACGGUAAUGGACACAGUUAUCGAGGCACAUACUCCACCACUGUCACAGGAAGAACCUGCCAAGCUUGGUCAUCUAGGACACCACACUCGCAUCGUCGGACCCCAGAAUACUACCCAAAUGCUGGCUUGAUCAUGAACUACUGCAGGAAUCCAGAUCCUGUGGCAGCCCCUUAUUGUUAUACGACGGAUCCCAGUGUCAGGUGGGAGUACUGCAACCUGACACAAUGCUCAGAGGCAGAAGGGACUGCCGUCGCGCCUCCGACUGUUACCCCGGUUCCAAGCCUAGAGGCUCCUUCCGAACAAGCACCGACUGAGCAAAGGCCUGGGGUGCAGGAGUGCUACCACGGUAAUGGACACAGUUAUCGAGGCACAUACUCCACCACUGUCACAGGAAGAACCUGCCAAGCUUGGUCAUCUAGGACACCACACUCGCAUCGUCGGACCCCAGAAUACUACCCAAAUGCUGGUUUGAUCAUGAACUACUGCAGGAAUCCAGAUCCUGUGGCAGCCCCUUAUUGUUAUACGACGGAUCCCAGUGUCAGGUGGGAGUACUGCAACCUGACACAGUGCUCAGAGGCAGAAGGGACUGCCGUCGCGCCUCCGACUGUUACCCCGGUUCCAAGCCUAGAGGCUCCUUCCGAACAAGCACCAACUGAGCAACGGCCUGAGGUGCAGGAGUGCUACCACGGUAAUGGACACAGUUAUCGAGGCACAUACUCCACCACUGUCACAGGAAGAACCUGCCAAGCUUGGUCAUCUAUGACACCACACUCGCAUAGUCGGACCCCAGAAUACUACCCAAAUGCUGGCUUGAUCAUGAACUACUGCAGGAAUCCAGAUCCUGUGGCAGCCCCUUAUUGUUAUACGAUGGAUCCCAGUGUCAGGUGGGAGUACUGCAACCUGACACAAUGCUCAGACGCAGAAGGGACUGCCGUCGCGCCUCCGACUGUUACUCCGCUUCCAAGCCUAGAGGCUCUUUCCGAACAAGCACCGACUAAGCAAAGACCUGGGGUGCAGGAGUGCUACCACGGUAAUGGACACAGUUAUCGAGGCACAUACUUCAAGACUGUCACAGGAAGAACCUGCCAAGCUUGGUCAUCUAUGACACCACACUCGCAUAGUCGGACCCCAGAAUACUAUCCAAAUGCUGGCUUGAUCAUGAACUACUGCAGGAAUCCAGAUCCUGUGGCAGCCCCUUAUUGUUAUACGACGGAUCCCAGUGUCAGGUGGGAGUACUGCAACCUGACACAAUGCUCAGACGCAGAAGGGACUGCAGUCGCGCCUCCGACUGUUACCCCGCUUCCAAGCCUAGAGGCUCCUUCCGAACAAGCACCGACUAAGCAAAGGCCUGGGGUGCAGGAGUGCUACCACGGUAAUGGACACGGUUAUCGAGGCACAUACUCCACCACUGUCACAGGAAGAACCUGCCAAGCUUGGUCAUCUAUGACACCACACUCGCAUAGUCGGACCCCAGAAUACUACCCAAAUGCUGGCUUGAUCAUGAACUACUGCAGGAAUCCAGAUCCUGUGGCAGCCCCUUAUUGUUAUACGACGGAUCCCAGUGUCAGGUGGGAGUACUGCAACCUGACACAAUGCUCAGACGCAGAAGGGACUGCCGUCGCGCCUCCAACUAUUACCCCGGUUCGAAGCCUAGAGGCUCCUUCUGAACAAGCACCAACUGAGCAAAGGCCUGGGGUGCAGGAGUGCUACCACGGUAAUGGACAGAGUUAUCGAGGCACAUACUUCAUUACUGUCACAGGAAGAACCUGCCAAGCUUGGUCAUCUAUGACACCACACUCGCAUAGUCGGACCCCAGCAUACUACCCAAAUGCUGGCUUGAUCAAGAACUACUGCCGAAAUCCAGAUCCUGUGGCAGCCCCUUGGUGUUAUACGACAGAUCCCAGUGUCAGGUGGGAGUACUGCAACCUGACACGAUGCUCAGAUGCAGAAUGGACUGCCUUCAUCCCUCCGAAUGUUAUUCCGGCUCCAAGCCUAGAGGCUUUUUUUGAACAAGCACCGACUGAGGAAACCCCCGGGGUACGGGACUGCUACUACCAUUAUGGACAGAGUUACCGAGGCACAUACUCCACCACUGUCACAGGAAGAACUUGCCAAGCUUGGUCAUCUAUGACACCACACCAGCAUAGUCGGACCCCAGAAAACUACCCAAAUGCUGGCCUGACCAGGAACUACUGCAGGAAUCCAGAUGCUGAGAUUCGCCCUUGGUGUUACACCAGGGAUCCCAGUGUCAGGUGGGAGUACUGCAACCUGACACAAUGCCUGGUGACAGAAUCAAGUGUCCUUGCAACUCUCACGGUGGUCCCAGAUCCAAGCACAGAGGCUUCUUCUGAAGAAGCACCAACGGAGCAAAGCCCCGGGGUCCAGGAUUGCUACCAUGGUGAUGGACAGAGUUAUCGAGGCUCAUUCUCUACCACUGUCACAGGAAGGACAUGUCAGUCUUGGUCCUCUAUGACACCACACUGGCAUCAGAGGACAACAGAAUAUUAUCCAAAUGGUGGCCUGACCAGGAACUACUGCAGGAAUCCAGAUGCUGAGAUUAGCCCUUGGUGUUAUACCAUGGAUCCCAAUGUCAGAUGGGAGUACUGCAACCUGACACAAUGUCCAGUGACAGAAUCAAGUGUCCUUGCGACAUCCAUGGCUGUUUCUGAACAAGCACCAACGGAGCAAAGCCCCGGGGUCCAGGACUGCUACCAUGGUGAUGGACAGAGUUAUCGAGGCUCAUUCUCCACCACUGUUACAGGAAGGACAUGUCAGUCUUGGUCCUCUAUGACACCACACUGGCAUCAGAGAACCACAGAAUACUACCCAAAUGGUGGCCUGACCAGGAACUACUGCAGGAAUCCAGAUGCUGAGAUUCGCCCUUGGUGUUAUACCAUGGAUCCCAGUGUCAGAUGGGAGUACUGCAACCUGACGCAAUGUCCAGUGAUGGAAUCAACUGUCCUCACAAAUCCCACGGUGGUCCCAGUUCCAAGCACAGAGGUUCCUUCUGAAGAAGCACCAACUGAAAACAGCCCUGGGGUCCAGGACUGCUACCGAGGUGAUGGACAGAGUUAUCGAGGCACACUCUCCACCACUAUCACAGGAAGAACAUGUCAGUCUUGGUCGUCUAUGACACCACAUUGGCAUCGGAGGAUCCCAUUAUACUAUCCAAAUGCUGGCCUGGCCAGGAACUACUGCAGGAAUCCAGAUGCUGAGAUUCGCCCUUGGUGUUACACCCUGGAUCCCAGUGUCAGGUGGGAGUACUGCAACCUGACACAAUGUCCAGUGACAGAAUCGAGUGUCCUCACAACUCCCACAGUGGCCCCAGUUCCAAGCACAGAGGCUGCUUCUGAACAAGCACCACCUAAGAAAAGCCCUGUGGUCCAGGAUUGCUACCAUGGUGAUGGACGGAGUUAUCGUGGCAUAUCCUCCACCACUGUCACAGGAAGGACCUGUCAAUCUUGGUCAUCUAUGAUACCACACUGGCAUCAGAGGACCCCAGAAAACUACCCAAAUGCUGGCCUGACCGGGAACUACUGCAGGAAUCCAGAUUCUGGGAAACAACCCUGGUGUUACACAACUGAUCCGUGUGUGAGGUGGGAGUACUGCAAUCUGACACAAUGCUCAGAAACAGAAUCAGGUGUCCUAGAGACUCCCACUGUUGUUCCAGUUCCAAGCAUGGAGGCUCAUUCUGAAGCAGCACCAACUGAGCAAACCCCUGUGGUCCGGCAGUGCUACCAUGGUAAUGGACAGAGUUAUCGAGGCACAUUCUCCACCACUGUCACAGGAAGGACAUGUCAAUCUUGGUCAUCCAUGACACCACACCAGCAUCAGAGGACCCCAGAAAACUACCCAAAUGAUGGCUUGACAAUGAACUACUGCAGGAAUCCAGAUGCGAAUACAGGCCCUUGGUGUUUUACCACGGACCCCAGCGUCAGGUGGGAGUACUGCAACCUGACGCGAUGCUCAGACACAGAAGGGACUGUGGUCGCUCCUCCGACUGUUAUCCAGGUUCCAAGCCUAGAGGCUCCUUCCGAACAAGACUGUAUGUUUGGGAAUGGGAAAGGAUACCGGGGCAAGAAGGCAACCACUGUUACUGGGACGCCAUGCCAGGAAUGGGCUGCCCAGGAGCCCCAUAGACACAGCAAGUUCAUUCCAGGGACAAGUAAAUGGGCAGGUCUGGAAAAAAAUUACUGCCGUAACCCUGAUGGUGACAUCAAUGGUCCCUGGUGCUACACAAUGAAUCCAAGAAAACUUUUUGACUACUGUGAUAUCCCUCUCUGUGCAUCCUCUUCAUUUGAUUGUGGGAAGCCUCAAGUGGAGCCGAAGAAAUGUCCUGGAAGCAUUGUAGGGGGGUGUGUGGCCCACCCACAUUCCUGGCCCUGGCAAGUCAGUCUUAGAACAAGGUUUGGAAAGCACUUCUGUGGAGGCACCUUAAUAUCCCCAGAGUGGGUGCUGACUGCUGCUCACUGCUUGAAGAAGUCCUCAAGGCCUUCAUCCUACAAGGUCAUCCUGGGUGCACACCAAGAAGUGAAUCUCGAAUCUCAUGUUCAGGAAAUAGAAGUGUCUAGGCUGUUCUUGGAGCCCACACAAGCAGAUAUUGCCUUGCUAAAGCUAAGCAGGCCUGCCGUCAUCACUGACAAAGUAAUGCCAGCUUGUCUGCCAUCCCCAGACUACAUGGUCACCGCCAGGACUGAAUGUUACAUCACUGGCUGGGGAGAAACCCAAGGUACCUUUGGGACUGGCCUUCUCAAGGAAGCCCAGCUCCUUGUGAUUGAGAAUGAAGUGUGCAAUCAGUAUAAGUAUAUUUGUGCUGAGCAUUUGGCCGGAGGCACUGAUAGUUGCCAGGGUGACAGUGGAGGGCCUCUGGUUUGCUUCGAGAAGGACAAAUACAUUUUACAAGGAGUCACUUCUUGGGGUCUUGGCUGCGCACGCCCCAAUAAGCCUGGUGUCUAUGCUCGUGUUUCAAGGUUUGUUACUUGGAUUGAGGGAAUGAUGAGAAAUAAUUAAUUGGACGGGAGACAGAGUGAAGCAUCAACCUACUUAGAAGCUGAAACGUGGGUAAGGAUUUAGCAUGCUGGAAAUAAUAGACAGCAAUCAAACGAAGACACUGUUCCCAGCUGCCAGCUAUGCCAAACCUUGGCAUUUUUGGUAUUUUUGUGUAUAAGCUUUUAAGGUCUGACAAAUUCUGUAUUAAGGUGUCAUAGCUAUGACAUUUGUUAAAAAUAAACUCUGCACUUAUUUUGAUUUGAA